Messenger RNA from Hyalella azteca, 5343 nucleotides. Its product is annotated as protein sel-1 homolog 1. The transcript is spliced from 12 exons. Gene Ontology annotation, cellular component: endoplasmic reticulum membrane. The coding region runs from base 206 to 2326 and encodes 706 amino acids. NCBI's taxonomy places the organism in Eukaryota, Metazoa, Arthropoda, Malacostraca, Amphipoda, Hyalellidae. Gene Ontology annotation, biological process: ERAD pathway. The record is from RefSeq and is a predicted model, not a curated record. Gene Ontology annotation, molecular function: protein binding.
AUAUUGUACAUGAUUGAAAUAUACUCUACAUCUUCAACCUAUGCAUGUGAUGGUUUGAAUCAGUUUAAUGUACUCUGGUAGAAGUUUAAAACAGUAUACAUAUAUUAAGCUAUCAAUUAUAACAUGCCCUAUGGUUCACAGCAAUUGAGUUCAAGUAAAGGCCUUAAGCCCAGGACCAAGCAGGAAUUACAAAGAUUGAUGCAAAAUGGCUUCCAAAUAUGCUAGCUAUCCCAUUAUCAGUGUCCUACUAUUUGCCAUCCUAAUUGUCAGUGCACUGAGUGAAGAUGUUGAAGAUACUUCUAAAAAAGACACAUCCAAGGAGUUGCAGGAGGAUGAAACUUCAAAUCUUGAGAAUGAUCUUGAUGAUGAGGAGGGAGUCACCAAGGAGUUUGUCAUAAAGCAAGAUGUAGAUGGCACAAUACAAGUUGAAGAAGUGAAUUUGCAAGCUGUAAAUCAAGAAAUUCCCUUGAAAUCCUUAGAAGAGACUCUAUCUCUUUUAUUUAAUAGUAAACACACUGUUUCUGAUAAAAUGCUUGAUACACUAGAAAGUGAAGAAAAUGACAAAAAGUCUCUGCAAGAAAAAUUUGCUGAAACAAAGUUAGAGAAACAGUUCAAAUAUGAGAAUGAAGAAGGUACUGGGGCCUCAUAUUAUGAGAAGGCUCAGCAACAUCUAAACCAGAUGCCUUCAGAUGAAGGCCCCGCCUACCUCUUGCUGAGUGAGGCGGCAGCAAGAGGCCACUGGAAAGCUAAGCGGCAAGUUGCUUGGGGCCAUGUGUUUGGCAAACACUUGCCAUUGGAUCUCCAAGAAGCUCGUAACAUUUUUACUGAGCUGGCUGAUAAAGGAGAUCCAGAAGGACAGAUGGGCCUAGGUUUCAUGUAUGGAGCAGGCCUCAGCCACAACAGCAGUCAAGCCAAAGCCCUCGUUUACUUCACAUUUGGUGCCCUGGGUGGCAAUGAGUGGGCCCAGAUGGCAUUAGCUUAUCGCUACUGGGCUGGCAUUGGGGUGCCUUCUAACUGUGAGACAGCACUCACUUACUACCGCAAGGUGGCAACCACUGUGAGUGAGCAAGUUAGUGUGACUGGAGGUCGAGCAGUGCAGCGCGUGCGGCUCAUGGAGGAGAUAGACAACCCUAACUCUGGAGGCAUGCUUGACGACGACCUCAUCCAGUACUACCAGUUCCUUGCUGAGAAGGGCGAUGUGCAAGCUCAGAUAGGGCUAGGCCAGCUGCACUAUCAAGGAGGUCGGGGCGUGCAACAGGACCAUCAGCGAGCCCUGAACUACUUCAUGCAGGCCGCUGAGGCCGGUAACCCUGAUGCUAUGGCCUUCUUGGGCAAGAUGUACCUUGAGGGCGGGAAGGUCGUGGCGGCCAACAACGAGACCGCCUACAAUUACUUCAAGAAGGCCGCAGACCUCAACAACGCCGUGGGCUACAGCGGCCUGGGGCUCAUGUACCUGCAUGGCCGCCACGUCGAGCAGGACUAUAAGGAGGCGCUCAAAUAUUUCACUCUGGCAGCCAAGCGGGGCUGGGUCGACGGACAACUGCAGCUCGGCAACAUGUACUUCAGUGGCUUGGGAGUGAGAAAAGACUACAAGAAGGCUAUCGAGAACUACAACCUGGCGUCCCAGUCUGGCCACGUGCUCGCCUUCUACUCGCUGGCGCAGAUGCAGAGCACCGGCACUGGCAUGCUGCGCUCCUGCCACACCAGCGUCGAGGUGGCGCAGACCAACGCGGCCUACAUCCUGGCUCGCCACGGUCCUUUCCCUUCUCUCUUCCCUGAGGAGGAAACCCUGAGCCGUGCCCUCAUGUACUGGGGACGCGCUGCUGGCCAGGGCUACAGUUUUGCGCGCGUGAAGCUAGGCGACCACUACUACUACGGCUGGGGCACCAACGUCGACUACGAGGCCGCCGCCGCCCACUACCGCCUGGCGUCCGAGCAACAGCGCAACGCGCAGGCCAUGUUCAACCUGGGCUACAUGCAUGAGCAGGGGCAGGGUCUCAACCAGGACAUGCACCUGGCGAAGCGCUUCUACGACCAGGCCCGGGAAUCUGACAGCGAUGCCGUGGUGCCCGUCGCUCUCGCGCUUGCCAAACUUGCAGUUCUUUUUGCCUUCAAGUUCUUGGCCGAGUUCAACUGGAGAGAAAGCUUAGCAAAGUUUGACCCCGACGUGCUGCUAGGCCCUGACUGGGACAUUUUCCUGAUGAUCCUGCUGACGGUGCUGAUAGCCACGCUCAUCAUCCUGCGUCAGGCUCGCUACCUCCCGCCUCACCUUCGUCAGCAACGCAACAAUAACAACAACAACAACAACCUGCAGCAACCGCAGUAGCGGCACCCAUUCCCAUGUAGUUGUAUAAACAAAAGACCUGUCACCUCCUGCGCUGUUUGUAGGAUGUCGGUGUGUAUUUUAGUUACGUGUUACGUCACUGUGUUGCACGGAUUAUUCUUGUACAUGAAUAGUUAGCUGCGUCAAUCGUGCGCUCUGUAAAGUCUAGUUUAAAUAAAGAAAAAGAAUAACAGUUUAUACUGUCUGCUUGAAUGACCUUUUGCUACAUUUGCUGUGUAAAAAUCAAACCAUCUUGCAGCUGCAACGAUAGGUACGCUUUGUGUUCUCAAUGCCUAAUAUAUACCAUAAAACUAUUGCUAUUUCUCGAUGUAAUAAAUAGAACAUCUCGUGUAUCAUGAAACUAUUGCUGUAUCUCGUCGCAAUUAUUAUUGCAUCUCAUAUAGCGUAAAGCUAUAGCUGUUCUCUGUCGUGUAAGGAUUAAAAUCUACCAGAUGAGAUAAUCAUUGCAAGCCACAUAUAUUCCCUUGUUCUAUAAUAGAAAAAUCUUUCGUUGUAAAAACCAAUAUAGAUUUCUUCGAAUUUAAGAGAUAUUAUCCUUUUUCAUUUGAAAUUUAACCACAUUAUAAGAUUUACUAUUAUUGCACGACGUUUAUACUGAUAUUAGAUGCCCUUGAUGACCUCGGGCACAUACAGGCGGUUUUUAUUAAACGAACGCAAUAUGUGGGCUUGGUUUAAAAAAAAGCUGACGAUCAACGUCAGCAUCAGCCUGCCUCACUUCAUGCAACUCUAGCACUUGUGCUACGUAAGUUAGUGAUGAAUUUCUGUUUAACAGAUAUGCAAUGACAAAUUUGUUAUUCGUCGUAUUAUUUUGGACUUUCGUUGAAUUUAUGUUAAUUUUUCGUUAAAUCGUCUAAUCUAAAUGAAUCGAUUUUGUUGAAUCGUCUAAUGUAUGGAUUGAUUAGUUUCCCCGAACGUCGGUUGCCGGGUUUACCAUAUCUUGUUCUUCAUACGAACUUGUAAAUUCAAGAGUAUGUGUGAUGAAUGUGAUGUUGUUCAUGGGGUACUGCAGGCAAUGCGCAGAGUAUAUUAUUGUUUGUAACUGUAAUUUUACAAUUUAUUUUGCUAUCACUCGUAUGAUUCAAUAUGUUAGUUCCUAAACUGCGAAGGCUUGACUGAGUUUUCGUUAUAAGAUUGAACCUUCAUUGCAUCAUAAAGCUAAACCAAAUUGAUCAUGGAUGGAAGUUACGGAGUAUUGAUUGUGCUGAAAUGGUUAUGAUAGCUAUCAUUUACGUAGUGGAAGCCACUGCCCUGAAGAUACGAAUUAAGUAAUGAUCUACAGAUUCACAAUUAUUUCUCUGAAAGGAUCAAUCUGCGUCCUUGAUAAUAUCCUUUAUUGAGAAGUUUAUUGUUAGCCUGUCAAAUCUCCUCUGGUUUUGCAACAGUUCUGCUACAUUUGCUUAAUCAUUUGUCAGUGCUCUUCUGGCUUAACUUGGGGUUCGUUUGUCUUUAAAAAUAUAUUACGAAGUCUAUGCUAUCGAAUGUAUUGGUCCAAUUUGCAGCUACGCUCUUCAGCAGUAUAUGACAUUUAUGGUCGCUUCAGCAAGCAAUGCAAGGAAUGAUCUUUUAUUCAAGCAAAAGAUUCUAUUCUAUUUUUCAGGGAUUUCAGAAUAAAAUCUCGUUGCCGAGCGUACAGCUCUACAAAACGUAUUUUUUGGUGAUAUUAUGAAUUAUCGAGAAAUGAUGGAUGUUUUUAUGGCCACCAUUUAUUUCUUGCACCAAUAUUUAUUUAUUGAUAAUAUUUGCAACUAUAGAGUUAUUUGCAUGUUAUCAUGUCCACCAUGUUUUUUUAAGAGAGUCUUAGAUUUUUCUUUUACGGCUGAAGUAAUUUUCCCUACCGGCCAUUAGCAAAAAUUUUCACUGAACUUGGCUUUAAAAUAUUCAAAGCUGUACAACUGGGAUACAAAACCUUUUUGCAUUGUUACCUAAUUUUACAUCCCAUAAUAGGAACAUUACCCGAGUUACCAUACCACAUCAAGCGUGAAGUCAAUAAAAGAUAUUUCAUUACCUUAUCCCCGUGUUCCCCAUAAAUAGUUUACCUGUCCUUUUCCCCACCCGAGGGAGGUUGUGUGGUACCUCAGUUUGUAGACCACUUGGGUAAACUAUGGUAAUGAUUGACAACUGAUAAUGUUUGAAUCCACUGCACGAAACUUGAUCACUUGAAGUCCUGAUGCUUGACUUGCGAGGCACGUGUUGAUAGGAACGGUUUUUGACCACCCCGCCUUUGGACUGAGCCUACAUUUGUCCCGAUGCUAACCUUACUCGUGGCACUCUAACUUUAAUUUCAUGAGAGUAGAUUGAUGCUAUUUACGCGUUUCUUUCUCGACAGUAAGGUUUCAAAGUUUUGUUUUAUGUUCAGGCUCAAGUAGAUGAUGUAUUUGUGUUUUUUAUAAAGUCGAAUUGGGUUUGGUUGCGAUGUUUUCAGGUAAAUUAAAGUUAUAGCAAAAAGCGCAACAUCACUAAUUGCUUGCCGUGUGCAGUUAUGUUCUUGCAUUAAAAUCCCUUGUUGAGAUCUCUAUUGUGGGUGUUGUGUGGAAUAAGUUUUUUUUUUUUGCCGUAGAUUCGCUUAUGAUUCAAGGAAUUAAUUUUCGUUGAGAUGCUAGAAUGAUGAGUUUGCCCAUAAGAUAAAUUUGCAUAGAAUAUUAAGAAUAUUCCCUAUAUCAUUAUAAAAUAUUAUGACCUCAUUUCGUUGACCCCAUCAAUCAAAGCCAAUUAUAUGUUCAUUACUGCGCUUUCAAUCACAGCUUCGUGUGCCCAGUCACCCCCAUUCCGGGAUAAAAUAAAUCUUAUUUAUGUUUUUCUUCGCGGUGUUUGCUACGUGCGGGAUUAUUUGAGUAUUUGUUGAAGUUCUAGAGAUUAUUUACGGGCGUUGUGCUCGUUCCUGCGUGGAUAUUGCACGUAUUACGGUCUUGCUCACCAUUUAUUUCCAUGAGUAUCCAACACCAUCUUGUCCAGGGACUUAUGUGUGCUACGGAGUGUGGAGAAUGUGAUAUUUGAACGAA